This is a messenger RNA of Hyalella azteca, 543 nucleotides long. Its product is annotated as coiled-coil domain-containing protein 124. NCBI's taxonomy places the organism in Eukaryota, Metazoa, Arthropoda, Malacostraca, Amphipoda, Hyalellidae. Gene Ontology annotation, molecular function: transcription coactivator activity. The record is from RefSeq and is a predicted model, not a curated record. The transcript is spliced from 4 exons. Gene Ontology annotation, cellular component: nucleus. Gene Ontology annotation, biological process: transcription by RNA polymerase II. The annotation marks the transcript as partial.
AUGCCUAAAAAGUUUAAAGGGGAAAAUUCCAAGGCAGUUAGUGCCAAGGAACGUAAGGCAACCAAAGCUGCUGCAGUCAAAGAACAGAUGGUGAAAGCUGCAGAAGAUGCCAUGUGGCAAGAUGAUGAUAAGAAUGUGGCCAAGAAAAAUCAAAGAAAGGAAGAGCGGGAAAAGAAGCGUCUGGAGGAGCUACAGCGCAAGCAAGAGAUUAGACUGCUGGCGGAGCAGGAGGCUGCGUCAGUUGGGGGUGUUGCUGGCAAACCUCCACCACCUGCCAAAGUCACCAGGUUCCAAGUGCAGCAGCAGAAGCAGCAAUCAGAAGCAGCGGCUGCAGCAACAGCAGCUAAGGAAGCAGCCGCAGCACGAGCUUCUGCGGCGCUGCUUGUGGAGAACACAAAUAAACUGGACGACGUCGUGUCUGCAUCAGGUGUUGAUGAGGCCAUCAAGGUCCUCAGGUGUGUUGGUGAGGCCAUCAAGGUCCUCAGGUGUGUUGAUGAGGCCAUCAAGGUCCUCAGGUGUGUUGCUGAGGCCAUCAAGGUCCUC